AUUAUUUUCAAGGUCUCAGCUCUUGGUGCGGAAUUUUCGCGGACUCUUUAAAACCUCUGGUGUGUGUGUGACAUAUUCAUAAAGACUGAUGAAAAGGUAACCUGUUCUGGAAUGGCAUCAGUGGCUUCUGAAAGAUCAGAUACUUCUGCAGAUGACUACUGUUCUCUCUCCGAAGAUGAUGUCAGUGAUGUCUUUCCCAAGUCACCAAAAUUCUCAACUGCAGUCUCAUCAAAACCAGCUCCACCUAGAGACUUCCUCUUUCCAUUUACUCCUUAUGACAUCCAGAAGGAAUUCAUGAGUCAUCUGUAUCUUGCACUGGAUGAGGGAAAAAUAGGAAUAUUUGAAAGUCCAACUGGAACGGGCAAGUCCCUGAGCCUGAUAUGUGGCGCUAUUACCUGGCUACGUGACUUUGAGGAAAAGAAAAAGCAGGAGUUCCAAGAUAUCCUUGAUAAAUCUGCAACACUUGAAACAUCUAGUGAUAUGGAUAGCACAUUCACCCCAACUACGCCCCUUGUUGCAUCAACACCGACUGAACCGGAUUGGUUCCUGGAAUUUGAUGAAAAGAAAGCUCUCAGUGAAAAGGCUGAGAAGAUCCGGAGAAAGUCUACGGUUGAUGUGCCAAGCAUCAAGCCUUCCACUGAUGAAAAUGACAACACAUUAAAAACAGAGAAAUUAGGUUUGCUACCUGAGAAGGAAGAUGACAACGAUGAGAACCUAGUAGUUGAAGAGUAUCACAGUGAGGACGAAACAACCAAGUAUGAAGAGGAGGACGAAGAAGAGACUGCUGUGGUACCGGAUCAUGUGACCAAGAUAUACUAUUGCAGUCGAACUCACUCUCAACUCAGUCAGUUUGUUCAUGAGAUUCAGAAAAGUCCAUUCGGUGAUGACUCAAAGGUCGUAACACUCGGUUCCCGGCAGAACUUAUGCGUAAAUGAAGCUGUCAAGAAGUUAAGUAGCCUGUCGUUGAUGAAUGACCGGUGUCUGGAAUUGCAGAAAAAUAAGAAAAAAGAAUCAAAGAAAGUUGACCCAACGCAACCAAAGAAACGAGCUAAGGUCACAGGCAGUGGAUGUCCAUUUUACUCAGCAACACGAUUUGAGGACUUCAAAGAUUAUGUGUCUCUUGACGUUAUGGACAUAGAACAACUGGUGCAUGUUGGGAAAGAAAUUAAAUCAUGCCCUUACUAUGGAACAAGAUUAGCUAUCCCUGAAGCCCAGGUGGUUGUGCUUCCUUACAACACACUCCUUCACAAAUCCACGAGACAGGCGUGUGGGAUCAAACUGGAAGGGAAUAUUAUCAUUAUAGACGAGGCACAUAACCUAACAGAAACAAUUGCAAGCAUGUACAGUGUAGAGGUCACAGGGUCACAGUUCUGCCGAGCACAUUCACAACUUUCACAGUACAUGGAUAAAUUUAAGAGUCGACUGAAGGCCAAGAAUUUGAUGUAUAUUAAGCAGAUUUUACAGGUGCUAGGUAGAUGCAUCAAGGCCCUUGGAGGAAAAACAAAUAUUCAAAAAUACUGUGAGAAAAGUAUGAUAUCAAAGAAGUUGAAUGGAUACGUUGAGAAAUACCAACCAACUGUGGAAUCGGUCGAACCAGCUGUUGAGAAAACGUCGGCCAUGACCAAAUUCUUAAAAGAGAUCAGUCAGAAGAAUUCAAAGCCGACAAAGAAAGAUGAAAUGGCCACAGAAGAGACACAAGAGCACACAUACCAGCCAAUGAAAUCACCUUUACAGCAUAUCGAAGCAUUCCUAUUGGCACUUACUAACACUGACAAAGAUGGCCGUGUUGUUAUUCAUAAGCAAGAGUUAUUAAGCAAGUCCAGCAUUAAGUUCCUGCUUCUGAACCCAGCCGUCCACUUCACCGAGGUUGUCAAGGAAGCUAGGUCGGUCAUCGUAGCCGGCGGAACCAUGCAACCCGUGGACGAGUUUAAACAUCAACUCUUUUCAUCAGCAGGGGUGACGCCCGACAGAAUACUUGAAUUUUCCUGUGGUCAUGUGAUCCCACCUGAGAACCUCUUGGCCAUUGCGAUGGCUCACGGACCCAGCGGUCUUCAGAUGGACUUCACGUUCCAGUCUCGUGACUCACCAAGGAUGAUGGAUGAAUUGGGUCGCAUCUUAACGAACACCAGUAACGUAGUACCCGGUGGCCUGGUUUGUUUCUUUCCAUCUUACGAAUAUGAAAAGGUUGUCUACAAUCACUGGGAGAAAUCAGGGGUAAUCACCCGACUACAGAACCGCAAGCAUAUCUUCAGAGAGCCUCGCAAAGCGAGCCAAGUGGAUCAAGUUUUGGACCAAUAUUCCAGUUGCAUUGAGAAAGCUUGCAGUGAGGGGAAUACCCUUUCUGUGAAUGGUGCCAUUUUAUUUUGUGUUGUUGGUGGCAAGAUGAGUGAGGGGAUUAAUUUCUCCAAUGAUCUCGGAAGGUGUAUACUGAUGGUCGGUCUUCCAUUUGCAAAUAUCAAGUCACCUGAGCUGAAAGAGAAGAUGGAUUAUUUAGAUGCUACUAUGCCCGCCAUUAAUGGCCGCCGACCUGGUCAAGUACAUUAUGAAAACCUUUGCAUGAAAGCUGUUAACCAGUCAAUCGGUCGUGCGAUUCGGCACAAGGGAGACUACGCGACUAUUUUGCUUGUAGACUAUCGAUAUGCUCGACAGUCAAUCCAGAGUAAACUCCCAGGAUGGAUCGUGCAGCGCCUCCAGACAGCUAAUAGAUUCGGCCCAGCAUUUUCUGCUACAAGUAAAUUCUUUGUUGACAAACGAGCAAAUAUUCAGAAGUAGAUCAAGUUACAUUACACGGUCUAUUCAACUGUUAAGACAAUGUACUUCAAUACUGUAUCUCAAGAGGGCGACAUAUAAUUGUCAUGGUUUUUUUGAUGCAAGCAUUUUGCAAUGUAUUACAAUCACUUGAUAUAAAUCUUCUGAGAGUAAUUAGCUAAUGAAAAACGUUUCUCAAACCUGAGAAAUUACAUCAUCUACACUAAAUGUCGGGUUUUUACUGGGCGCAGGCAUUUUAUUUGGCCUGAAUACAGGAGGCCCUCUACAGAAAUACUCCUACAUCACUCUCAAACAAUCCUAUAGGGGGCAGCAUAGCUAUAAAAAAAAUUAUCAUGAAAGCUAUACAGGGCGUACAUACGACGCCCCUCGCUAUAAAGUAUGGUCAAAGAGGGCGUCGUCGCAACGCCAUAGGACUGGAAAGCAGGCCACUCACUGCACCUAACGCGAUUCUAUGAAGAACACAAUGCCAUGAUGCGCUCGCAACAAAUCAAUUUGAAGCAGACCGAGUCGUAAUCGUGGACUUAAACAUGCGUCAGCGUGACUUUGCUUCUAAAAAAUUUACCAGCAAAUUAUCUUCAGUCAGUCUGGACUCCUAUUUAUUGAACUACUGUAAAUGGUCCAAGAAGUGCUCUGGCGUUGCUCAUAACAUGUUGGUAUCUAAAAUGCUAUAUAUUGAUUUACCUACAGUUUAAAAUUAAAUAUUUAGUAUAUAUUUAAGUAAUUACCUUUCAAUCCAAAAUUAGAAUGAGAUAAUAUAAUAUUUAACAGAUGCAUAAAUUAUUACCACUACUAUAUUAUUGCACAGACCCUAAAUUAGUAUCCAAAUUAAGAUUUUCUGUAUUAAAAAAGAAGUCUUCCAUUUUGUAUAAAGCUGAUGGAAGACAUUUGUGUUUGAGAACCUGUAUUUUGGAUUACCACCAAAGUAUUGACUAUAUGUGUUAUUUAUAAUAUUUAUUAUGAAAUCUUUUGUAAUGGCUUUAUGGUUGUAAUUAGCCAUUAUUGUAGUGUUCUCACCAAUUCCUUGAUGAAUAAAUAAACACGAAAAACAUAAUACA
Anneissia japonica is the source of this 3824-nucleotide messenger RNA. RefSeq names its product ATP-dependent DNA helicase DDX11-like. The record is from RefSeq and is a predicted model, not a curated record. Gene Ontology annotation, biological process: establishment of sister chromatid cohesion; nucleobase-containing compound metabolic process. Gene Ontology annotation, molecular function: DNA helicase activity; ATP binding; hydrolase activity, acting on acid anhydrides, in phosphorus-containing anhydrides. The coding region runs from base 112 to 2772 and encodes 886 amino acids. The transcript has 21 exons. Lineage: Eukaryota; Metazoa; Echinodermata; Crinoidea; Comatulida; Comatulidae. Gene Ontology annotation, cellular component: nucleus.